AAUAUCGUAGAAAGUAGCAAAUAGGCAGAAUUGGCAUCUUUAUAUUCCAUGCCGCGGGGGCUUAUAUAUUUGGCUUGCGGCGUGGUGUGUUUGCAGCACUCCAUUUCCCUACGGGUGUGACACCGGUAAAAAGCGCGAAUCGAUUCACCCAUCUCAUGUAGCCUCUCUUAUUCGUUCGGACGGAAAUGCAAUGACUCUGUCUUGAACGAAGCAUACCCGAGAGCGCCCGGGGGUGCUCGCUGCACAUGCUUCCCUUUAAAACCCCGGCCAUCGUAUCACUGAAAAGUAGUUCUUGGUUGCUAGUGACACGGUCGACUUUUUACAAGGCUAGUAUGCUAGGACAACUAAAUUCGUAAGGAAAGACGACGAGGACGAUGCAUUCAUCUCCCAUAUUUUGGUGUAUGGUGCUGCUGCUCGCGACGCCCAGCCUGGCAGCCCUCAAAGUGGCAAGCAGUCUUAUAGUCCUCGAAUGGACGCCCGAGAUUAUCGCUAAGGAAGACUACUACAAUGGAACCGUUUCCAUUGUCAACGGCGGGAUCCCAAGCUUGUUCAGCGACCCCAGCGUUGACAUAGGCGCCAAUUCCGAAACCCAGCUUCUUCGCCAAUACGCCUCACACAAGAACCUUCGAACAAUCCUCACGACGGUGGAAGUCUACUAUCGGAUCGUUGCGAGCAAGAAGAAGGGCAUUGAGAAACUCGAAGACCUGAAGGGAAAGCGGAUCGGCGCGUUCGCUUCGACGUCGUCUGAGUAUUUUGUGCGGACACUUCUCGCGACAGUCGGCCUAGCCCCGUCCGACUACACUAUCGUACCGGGGGUUGCUUGUUUAAAGGAGCCGUGUGGCUCCGGCACGUUCCCAGCCAUGCUGAAGCGCGGCGCCAUCGACGCCAUCGGCAUGUGGGAGCCAAGCGUGCAGCUAGGUGCCGAGGCCAUUGGCGCCGACGCCAUCAUGUUUGAGCAGACGAUCUACCGCGAGAUCUAUAACCUCGCGACUACCGCUGAGAAGCUAGCUGAUGCAGCAAAACGUAAGGAGAUAGUAGCAUUCGUUGCGGCGCUCGUAAAGGCCGAAGACGUGUUCCGCAUUGAUCCGGAGAAGGUGGUGGCGAGGGCCGCGGCGGCUGUCAAGACGAACGCUACAUUGUUCAGGGAGGUGUGGCCCGUCCAUAGAUGGACGGCGCGGAAUCCGCUCGACCUCGUCGACGUCCUUCUCGAAGAGGACAAGUAUGUCGCGCGUGCGGAUGGCCGGGCCGUCAUGUCGAGAGAGCUGCUUGAGAAUCUUGUUGAUAGGACUUUACUAGCGGAUGCUUUGCUGCUCGAAGAACAUUGAUACGCAUGUUGCACGAAAAGGGGCGAAUAGCGUACUGUGAUGUACAGUAUCAUAAGUAGCCGGCCAGUUCAGGUGUUGCACACUGAUCUGAGGGCCUAGCCCAUUUUGGCUGUAUCUACGGAUUGCUGUUAUUUCAAAAGACUCAUAUAUCUCUGGUAGUACAUGUUACACCUCAACCGAGAGAGA
Xylaria bambusicola is the source of this 1511-nucleotide messenger RNA. Its product is annotated as periplasmic binding protein-like II. The record is from RefSeq and is a predicted model, not a curated record. Lineage: Eukaryota; Fungi; Ascomycota; Sordariomycetes; Xylariales; Xylariaceae. The coding region runs from base 375 to 1325 and encodes 316 amino acids. The transcript is spliced from 2 exons.